Molecule: messenger RNA, 434 nt
Organism: Phalacrocorax carbo (great cormorant)
Lineage: Eukaryota; Metazoa; Chordata; Aves; Suliformes; Phalacrocoracidae
Source: RefSeq, a predicted model, not a curated record
CAGAGGAUAAAUUCUGGCGCAGUGAAAGCCAGAGCUGCAGAUGCUAGGCAGGGUGCCACGAAGCAGGACAGAGGAAGAGCCCUCACACAGCCACCAUGCUCACUGCAAGGACAGUCCUGCUGCUCGUGCUGCUCCUCACCUUCUCCCUGCACCACACUGCAGCCCACUCCUCACCCACUGAAUGCUGCUACAAGCACGCACAGAGACGCAUCCAACACAUACAGAGUUUCUAUGAGACGCCCAAAGAUUGCUCUUUGCCUGCAGUUGUGUUUGUGACACUGCGUGGUGUCAAGAUCUGCACCAACCCCAAGAAGCCCUGGGUGAAGCAAGCCAUAGAAAGACUUCAAAGGAAAAAAUGAAAUCCUCCUUCUGCCACCCACAGUCCUACCCACACGCCCAGUCCUCCCACCUCUGGAGGGAGCAGGCAGCACUUG